AUACUAAACCGGGUUUUAUCACCCGGGUGAAACUAAUUAGACGCCUACCACCAUUCUUACAUUGGACUCUCUGAGACUUCCUCGAAAAUUCAUCGCUUUCAACUUCUCUGGGUCUUCUUUGAAUCGGUAAAGUGCUUGAAAAUGGGAAGAGAAAAGAGUCCUGGCUUGAAGAUUCUAUGGGUCUGGACUCUCGGCACUGCUGCUAUAUUGGUGGCUAGUGUUGUACGCACAAGAAUGCAUGACAUGGAGUCUAUGAUGAACCAGGAACAAGCACCCAAACAAACCCACCACUUAACUGCAGCUCCUUCGGAUGUAACAGUUUUGCCUGACUCAGAUCGAGAAAUUGCCAAAGAACUCAAAUGAACAACCGUCAUGGUUCUCUGUUUUUUUCUUUUUGUUUCGUCUCUUCCUUUUCAGUGGGUUGUCCUCUAUGAACAUGAUGUUUUAAUGGUUUUGGUAUGUCUAGUUUGCAACUAUAACUACAAGAUCAUAGAUGUUACAAGGAGAAUAAUAUGAAAAGUGGGGAGUGCUUUAGCAGUUUCUUUGUGUGUAUUGUUUAAAGAAGCUAGCUAGCUUUUGUUUUCCUAUGUUGUGUUAAUCAAGGCUACAAAAUAUGAAAAACCAAUUUUAGAGACUA
Messenger RNA from Brassica rapa (field mustard), 637 nucleotides. RefSeq lists its product as uncharacterized. Lineage: Eukaryota; Viridiplantae; Streptophyta; Magnoliopsida; Brassicales; Brassicaceae. The record is from RefSeq and is a predicted model, not a curated record.